Corylus avellana is the source of this 2169-nucleotide messenger RNA. NCBI's taxonomy places the organism in Eukaryota, Viridiplantae, Streptophyta, Magnoliopsida, Fagales, Betulaceae. The record is from RefSeq and is a predicted model, not a curated record.
AUGGGGUUUGCGGAUCAAUGGGUGAAUCUCAUCAUGAUGUGUGUGCGUACGGUGAAGUAUGCGGUGCUUGUAAAUGGGAACCCGGUGGGUAGUAUUUCCCCCUCAAGGGGGAUCCGUCAAGGGGACCCAAUAUCGCCUUAUCUAUUUUUGAUCUGUGCGGAGGUUCUCAAUUCUCUAUUGAUACAGGCAGAUCGGGAUGGUACUAUGGAAGGAGUCCCCACUUCAAGGAGGGGACCUCGAUUAAAUCACCUAUUUUUCGCAGAUGACAGUUUACUUUUUUGCAGGGCUAGUUUAGAGCAUUGGAAAAGGCUAUCUGAUAUAUUGCAAAUUUAUGAGUCAGCCUCAGGCCAACGCCUCAACCGUUCCAAAACGGCCAUAUUCUUCAGCCGCAACACAUCUAGAGAAAUAAAUGAGCAAAUCUUGGUGGUUUCGGGACUACCCUCUUCACAGCGACAUGACACUUAUCUUGGAUUGCCCGCUCUCAUCGGAAAAUCCCGGAUUGGCGCUUUUCGAAAUAUAAAGGAGAGGGUAUGGAGAAGAAGGCUUCAAGAUUGGAAAUUAAAGUUUCUUUCCCAAGCAGGAAAAGAGAUACUGUUGAAGGCUGUCAUCCAGGCAAUACCGACCUAUAGUAUGGGAGUCUUUCUUCUUCCCAAAGCACUUUGCUCAGAGAUUAAUUCUUUAAUGCUUAAAUUUUGGUGGGGCCACCACGCCAAGGAUUCCGGGAUUCCUUGGAUGAGCUGGAGUCAGAUGGGUUUUCCGAAGAGAAAGGGAGGCAGAUUGGGAAAUAAACCAUCCUACGCUUGGCGAAGCAUAUCCAAAGCUAGAGAGUUGGUGUCGGAGGGACUGUUGUGGAGAAUUGGUAAUGGAGAAAGUACUCCCAUUUGGGGGGCAAAGUGGAUUUCCUGUCCGUCCACUUAUUGUGUGCAAUCUCCCCAAAGGGUUUUGGCAGAAAAUGCUGUGGUUAGAGAUCUUAUUGACCAAGACUCUUUGUGGUGGAAUCAAUCUCUUUUAGAGGAAAUAUUUACGAGGGAUGAAAUUCAGGCCAUCAUUUCAAUCCCUAUUAGUGCAACCAAUCAGCCGGAUACUCAGAUGUGGAGGGGAACCCCGCAAGGAAUCUUUUUGGUUCGCAGCGCUUAUCAUUUGGCUAAAGAAAUGGAGUCUCGUGGCCAAGCUGAAAGUUCUAAAAGGGAAGCAGAAAGUGAUAUUUGGGCAGGGAUAUGGAAGUCAGUACUUCCUAAUGCAGUGAAGAAUUUUAUGUGGAGGGCCUGCCAAAAUAUACUACCCACAAAGGAAAAUUUAUGUAGGAGAAAGAUAUCGAAAGAUCCUUGGUGUCCUAUUUGCAACUUAGAAGUGGAGACCACAACCCACAUUCUGUGGAGCUGCAAUUCUGCCCAAGAUGCCUGGGGAGUCAGUGAUCGUAUAUUCCAGAAGAAAUGCAGUGUGGAAGGAGAAUUCCGUGAUUUGGCCGAAUACUUCUUGCAAAGUAAGGUAGACAAUGCAUUUGAAACUUUUGCACUGAUAGCCAGGAAUAGCUGGUUUAGGCAUAAUGAAUGGAUUCACGAGGGCCUCUUCACCCACCCAACUGAUCUUGCAAGCCGCGCAUCACGUUCCCUGCAGGAGUUCAAAGAGGCGAACGUUAAAGAUGGCUGUGGUGUAUUGCGUGGUCAAGAACAAGGUCUGAAAUGGGAAAAACCGAUUGAGGGCUUUUACAAAGCCAAUUGCGAUGCUUCAGUGGACAGAAUAAAUGGGAGAUUGGGUUUGGGUGUCAUUAUCAGAGAUCACAUGGGGACUGUAAUAGCUGCACGGAGUAUUACAAAAAGGGGAUUUUUGGAUCCCACAUCAGCUGAAAUUUUAGCCAUGCAUCAAGGAGCAAUGCUGUGCAAGGAGUUGGGCUUACAAAAAGUUAGAAUGGAAGGAGAUGCCCAAGUGGUUGUUACUGCUUUUCAAAAUGAAGACAAGUUGGACUGUAGAUGGGGUCACCUUAUUGCAGAUGUGCGUUCUACACUCCAAUAUGCUCAGAGUUGGAGUGUCAGCCAUUUACGUAGGCAACGAAACGAAGCGGCACACAGUCUAGCUAAAACAGCUACCCACGAUGUUAUAGAUAGAACAUGGACGAUGUCCAUUCCAGAGUGUAUUUGUAACAUUGUUUUGACAGAGCUUAGCCUCUAG